This is a messenger RNA of Engraulis encrasicolus (European anchovy), 825 nucleotides long. RefSeq lists its product as uncharacterized. The record is from RefSeq and is a predicted model, not a curated record. The transcript has 6 exons. Lineage: Eukaryota; Metazoa; Chordata; Actinopteri; Clupeiformes; Engraulidae. Bases 112 to 825 code for a protein of 237 amino acids.
ACAACCACGAUCAGCUACCUGGUUGAGAAAAAGGGAUUUUACCCCAACAGUGCUGACAAACAAUUACUUGCAAGAGCCAUCGUUACACUGUUUCCAGCGCUACAAAUAAAAAUGGAAGAGGAAAACGAAGGAUAUGAACAUUUCUACGAUCCUGUAAGCCACUCUGGCUUUCUGGAAGACAAACUAAGAAAUAUCCGGCGGAGUCUGAGGGAUGACCAGCGGCGUUACCGCAGACGGGGAGGAUCAUCUGAAGUCUUGGUUAGACUGGAGGAAGUUGUGGAAAGCGAUGAGUCUGUGAAAGAAUGGAUCACUGUAAUUAAGAGGAUGAAGCCUACUCCCGAAAAUCGGUCAUCGAUAAAGAUGGGAAUGGACAAAACCUACACACACCGAAGAUACUGGAUUUCUAGUCAAUCACCCACUCUGGCAGAGAUUGUGGAACACUACCCACGCUUCAUCGACAUGCCCUAUCUGAUUGACAGCGAGUUCGCGAGGAUGUUUCCAGACAAAGCAGAUGCCUUCCUCCGCAAAUGGGAACCCACCAUCGUCCCAAAGCUUCUGAAACUCGCGUGCCUUGAGAAGAAAGAAGACUACACAGAGGAUGAGAGUGCUGAAUCAAGUAGCUUCAGAGCCCUCAGGAUGCUCGUCCAGUAUCUCCCCCCUACUGCAUCAGGACGGAGUAAAGGGUGGACCAAAUGCAGUGUAAAGGCGGCAAUGGCCUACAUGUUGGAGAUAAAGCCAAUUUGGCUCAAAACAGACCUGAAGCGUGUGGUGAACAGGGAGAAAACAGAAGGGAAGAAGAGACAGCUGGAUAGAUGGAGACUAUAA